AGACAUCGACGUCUUCGUGCAUUGCCAUGCAAGUAAUCUUUCAUCAUCUAGCCCCUAUCUUUGAAUUUUUUUGUCACUAGUCUAAGAAAGUAACGUUGAGUUCAUCCUCUUGUUUAUUUAUUACUCUAAGAAAGUACCCGUCAUAGCUUAAAAUAUUCGAACCAACAGGUACCGCCAAAUCUCCCAUAGUUGGUGUACGUGUAUUAAUUGCAGCUAAGUAAGGAGAAGCAAUGGUGGAGUCCCCCGGAACCUUGUUGGAGAGUACUCUAAACCAGCCGCUAAUUUAGCAUGGAGUCGGACCCACCAUUUCACGAGGCCUACAAGUGCCUCUUCGACAAAACCAUCGAAACGAAUACCAACGGCGACAAAGAAAACGAGCUUGUCAUCGUCGAGGAAUGCGAGCUUCCGUUGAUCGACCUCGGCCGGUUAGGCCUCGCUGAAGCGGAGAGAGAGGAGUGCAAGGCGGAGAUAGCUAGGGCUUCACGAGAGUGGGGUUUUUUCCAGGUCGUGAACCAUGGGAUUUCCCGUGAGAUUUUGGAGAAGAUGAGGUUUGAGCAGGAGAGGGUGUUUAAGCAUCCCUUUGACAAGAAGACCAAAGAGGACAAAUACUUGAACUUUUCAGCCGGUAGCUACCGUUGGGGCACACCGUCAGCCACAUGCUUGGGGCAGUUAUCAUGGUCAGAAGCUUUCCACAUUCCUUUGAUCAAUAUUGCGCCCUCAGGGGGCUUCGAUAGUCUCAGCACAACAAUGGAACAGUUUGCCGCAACAGUUUCCAGUCUGGCACAAAAAUUGGCUGAGAUUUUGGCUGAGAAAAUGGGCCACAGGUCAACUUUCUUUCAAGAAAAUUGUUUACCAAGCACUUGCUAUCUUCGAAUGAAUCGAUACCCACCGUGCCCAAUCCCUUCAGAGGUGUUUGGCCUGAUUCCACACACUGACAGUGACUUCCUCACCAUCUUGCAUCAAGAUCAGGUUGGUGGUCUGCAAUUGGUGAAAGAUGGGAGAUGGAUUGCUGUUAAACCUAAUCCCGAGGCUCUUAUUAUCAACAUUGGUGACUUAUUUCAGGCGUGGAGCAAUGACGUUUACAUGAGCGUAGAACACCGGGUUAUCCCCAAUCCCCUACGGGAAAGGUUCUCCACGGCAUAUUUCUUAUGUCCUUCAUAUGACACGGUGAUACAGAGCUGCCGCGAGCCUUCUGUGUAUAGAAAAUUCAGCUUUAGGGAAUACAGGCAGCAGGUGCAAGCGGAUGUUCAAAAACUGGGUUAUAAAGUAGGCCUUCGUAGGUUUCGUGUGUAAAGCCACAACAAAUUAAUGUGUGUUAAUUCAUACAUCGACUAGGCAAUAUUGUUAAGAGAGAGAGAGAGAGAGAGAGAGAGAGAGAGAGAGAAAGAGAGAGAGUGGUCAAGGUGUAGUUGAAUUAGAAAAUAAGAAAGGUAUAUCAGUUUUCAGCAUGACUCCAUGCUGGCUCAAUCGUCCUGUACGUGGAUCGACUAUAAUGCAAAGGAAAUUUUUCCGAUGUUA
Alnus glutinosa is the source of this 1518-nucleotide messenger RNA. Its product is annotated as gibberellin 2-beta-dioxygenase 8. The record is from RefSeq and is a predicted model, not a curated record. NCBI's taxonomy places the organism in Eukaryota, Viridiplantae, Streptophyta, Magnoliopsida, Fagales, Betulaceae. The transcript is spliced from 4 exons. Bases 289 to 1293 code for a protein of 334 amino acids.